Molecule: messenger RNA, 1206 nt
Organism: Podospora pseudocomata
Lineage: Eukaryota; Fungi; Ascomycota; Sordariomycetes; Sordariales; Podosporaceae
Exons: 3
Coding region: 241-1032 (263 amino acids)
Biological process (GO): cristae formation
Cellular component (GO): MICOS complex; mitochondrial crista junction
Source: RefSeq, a predicted model, not a curated record
GGCCAAAAGGGUUCUGAGACAGUGACGAACAAAUACCACCGUACCGAGAUCCCGGAAAUAGCCGCACCCGCAUCUGAUCCCAGCCAGCAUUGCAACUUCCAGGUUCCCAAAUCCCGGUCGUUUUGAACUUUGUAGCUCUCAACCACAGACGACGCCUGCUCCCCGGGCAACAAUCUUUUACCAGCCCUCCUUUUUCCUCUUCCUCUUCGUCGCAAGGGAAAAUCCAAUUGGGUCAAGACCAUGGCCGCCAGACUGCUGUUUCAACGGCGAGCCGCGCCAUUGACGGCCGCCGUCCUCGUCGGCAGCAUCGCCUUCUCUCCCUCCCUCGCCCAUGCCGAAGCCCCCAACGGUCGUCAGUUUCCCAGAAAACCCAUCUACGACGACGACCUCGACGACCCCCUCCCCACCUCCAAAACCCUCCCCGCUCCCCCCAAGCCAGCAGCAGCCGAGCCAACAACACCCUCCACCUCCCUCAUCACCCUCCCCACCACCUCCGAACCAGCCGUCAUCAAAAAAGAAACCCCCACCGACCUCCUCGCCCAGCGAAUCCGCUCCGCCCGCCUCUACCUCUACCACCAUUCCUGCAGCCUCGAAGACGCAGUCAACUCCUCCCUCUCCCGCGCCUUCGACCUCGAGCAAUCUUUUACUUCCACCAUCUCCGGCCUCGCCCCCGACCGUGCCUCAGGAGAAAAGCUAAUGCCCGGAGCCAUCUAUGUCCUCGUAGCUGGAAUGGCAGGCAGCAUUGUCGCCCGCAACAGAAACGUCCUCCUCCGCACGGCGACGCCCCUGGCGUUGGGCAUCACCGCCGCUUGGACCGUCCUCCCCGUCACGAUGACAAACGUCUCGGAGCUGCUGUGGUAUUACGAGAAGAAGGUACCUGCGGUGGCGGAGGCGCAUCUGCAGGUUAGGGAGGGGGUGGAGAAGGGUGUUUACAUGGCAAAGGUGCAUGCCGAGCUGGCGCAAAGGAAGAUUGAGGAGGGGGUUAGGGAGGUUAGGGAGGGGUUGGAGGAGUGGGUUAGGAAGGGGAAAUAAAUGAAAAGGAGGAUGGUUGUGUGCUGUGAGGUAGACAAAAAAUGGGGUUGGGAAAAAGUGAUAUGUGUACCUAGCCUGGGAGAAGGGGUAGCAGAGGCGGUAGCGGAAUUAUCCCUCUUGUAUCAAUACGUAGAAAGCUUGCCAUUUUUUUAAAAGUCAGAAAAGGCUUGGGGG